GUUGUAAAAUGCAAUACCGCACAUUUUGUGAGCUUUCUUUUCGACCAGCCUCUACUUACGAGUCACCUGUAUUUGUGGAGUCGUGCCAUCAGAAACAAAUCCGUCAUGGAUCAAGCAGCUUCUCAGGGUCUGCCGAUGAAACCAGUCGGGUGUCCAUCUGGGCUGGAGUAUUUAACACAGAUCGACCAGCUUCUCAUUCAUCAGAAAGUGGAGAUGCUUGAGGUUCUUUUAGGAUGGGAAUCCAACAACAAGUAUCUGGUGAGGAAUGCACUCGGGCAGCAGGUCUUCUACGUGGCCGAGGAGAAUGACUGCUGUAACCGAAACUUCUGCGGACGGCUCCGCUCCUUCGUCCUCCAUGUCCUGGACAACACGGGCCAGGAGGUGAUCACGCUGACCCGAUCUCUGCGCUGCGACAGCUGCUUUUGCCCCUGCUGUCUGCAAGAGCUCGAGGUGCAGUCUCCACCGGGCACUCCUAUCGGGUAUGUGGUUCAGACCUGGCACCCUUGCCUGCCCAAGUACACCAUUCAAAACGAGAAGAAGCAGGACGUUCUGAAGGUGGUGGGACCUUGCUGCACCUGGAAGUGUUGUUUCGAUGUGAAUUUUGAGAUUUUGUCGUUGGAUGAAGCGGAGUCUGUGGGUCGGAUCAGCAAGCAGUGGACAGGCAUCGUGAAAGAGGCUUUCAGCGACGCUGACAAUUUCGGGAUCCAGUUCCCACUGGAUCUGGAUGUGAAGAUGAAGGCUGUACUUCUCGGAGCCUGUUUUCUCAUCGACUUCAUGUUCUAUGAGCAGAAUAAUUAAAAUAAAAUAAAAAAAGCAGGAGCGGGAGUUCCUUCUUGUUUUCGUCAACGUGAGACGUCAAUGCUUCUGCUCUUUAGGACACUAAAUAUGUAUCUAGCAGGAUGUACUUUUCCCUUCUACAUCUCUCUCUACUCUAUGUAUCAGGAAUGGAUGUGUACAGUACCCUGUGUAUUUGUUUCCUGUGUUUAAAAAAAAAAUAUAUAUAUAUCCUGUAGAUGGCACUACAGUGCAAUGCUUUGGCGCAACA
This is a messenger RNA of Ictalurus punctatus (channel catfish), 1045 nucleotides long. Its product is annotated as phospholipid scramblase 1. Bases 106 to 798 code for a protein of 230 amino acids. The record is from RefSeq and is a predicted model, not a curated record. Gene Ontology annotation, molecular function: phospholipid scramblase activity. Lineage: Eukaryota; Metazoa; Chordata; Actinopteri; Siluriformes; Ictaluridae. Gene Ontology annotation, biological process: plasma membrane phospholipid scrambling. Gene Ontology annotation, cellular component: plasma membrane. The transcript is spliced from 8 exons.